ACUCUUAAGGAGAGCUUCCGAGGGUCGUAGAGGGAAGCCAACAUGGAGGUGCAGAAAGAAGCGCAGCGUAUUAUGACGAUGUCGGUGUGGAAGAUGUAUCACUCGCGCAUGCAACGCGGCGGCCUCCGACUCCAUCGCAGCCUCCAGCUCUCCCUCGUGAUGAGGAACGCCCGCGACCUCUACCUCUCCGCCAAGCUAGAGGAAGAGGACGAGAUGGGCGGAGGAAGUGUGGAAAAUUUCCCUGGGCCGCAGCCGCACCUGGACCUACAAGGAACGGCGCCCAGCCCGCAGCAUCUGGAGGGUCCUCCGGCAAUCCUGUUCCCCCCAGCCCAACAGGAGGCGCCUCCACCCACGCCACAGCCCUGCGGCAGCCUGGAUCCGGAACCUAUGGAAACCCAGGAGGAGCCCGGCAGCAGCAGCUUGCCCGCGCAUUCCUUGACCCAGACGGCUUGGAGCCGGGGCGCCUCGGGGCCUCCGCCCGUCAGCAGGAAGCCGAGCCGCAAGCGCCGCAGCAGCAGCCUAGGCAAGAUCGGCGCCGCCGAAGCCGGCCUGGUGCCUAGCAAGAAGGCGAAAUUGGCGGAGGAGGAGGAAGGCGAGCGGCAGCCCCAGCGGCAAGAAGGGCCCUUUCCGAGCUUGGCCCGAAUCCUGCAGGACCGGUUCUCUAGCUUGAUCCUCCAGCCUCCGCCGGCCAAAGGCGCCGAGGAGCCCAAAGCGAACUGCAGGCAAGGCGACGGCGUGCUGAGCAUAAUGGUGAGGGCCGUGGUAGCCUUCUAA
Protobothrops mucrosquamatus (brown spotted pit viper) is the source of this 774-nucleotide messenger RNA. RefSeq names its product immediate early response 2 (gene IER2). NCBI's taxonomy places the organism in Eukaryota, Metazoa, Chordata, Lepidosauria, Squamata, Viperidae. The transcript has a single exon. The coding region runs from base 43 to 774 and encodes 243 amino acids. The record is from RefSeq and is a predicted model, not a curated record.